UAUGUCAACGUAAGCAGAUGUUGGUGUAGAAUUUACAAGGAUGAGAAGGCUAUAAAACCUCCCUUGAGCCACUCACAGUUCAUUUCAAGGCCAAGAACGCCCCCAAAAUCUGUUUCUAAUUUUACAGAAAUCUUUUGAAAUUUGGCACAGUAUUCAAAAGUCCGUGGAAAGGAAAAAAAACCUUGCCCUAGCUUCGGCUUCCAACUACGAAGACAGACUCGCUUCUUUCAACGGUUUUCACAGAUCCAGUGACCCACGCUCUGAAGUCAGAAUUAGCUAACUUUCAAAAACAUCUGGUAAAAUGAAGACAUGGUUAAAAAUUGUAUUCGGAGUUGCCACCUCUGCAGUGCUUGCUUUAUUGGUGAUGUGCAUUGUCUUACGUCCUUCGAGAGUUCAUAACUCGGAAGGAAGUACAACAAGACCACUCACACUGAAGGAUAUUUUAAAUGGGACAUUUUCUUAUAAAACAUUUUUUCCAAACUGGAUUUCAGGACAAGAAUAUCUUCAUCAAUCUACAGAUAAUAACAUAGUAUUUUAUAAUAUUGAAACAGGAGAAUCAUAUACUAUUUUGAAGAACACCACCAUGAAAAGUGUGAAUGCUUCAAAUUAUGGUUUAUCAUCUGAUCGGCAAUUUGCAUAUCUAGAAAGUGAUUAUUCAAAGCUUUGGCGAUACUCUUACACAGCAACCUAUCAUAUCUACGACCUUAGGAACGGAGAGUUUGUAAGACAAAGUCAGCUUCCUCGUCCAAUUCAGUAUUUAUCCUGGUCUCCUGUUGGGAGUAAAUUAGCAUAUGUCUAUCAAAACAAUAUCUAUCUGAAACAAAGACCAGAAGACCCACCUUUUCAAAUAACAUAUAAUGGAAAAGAAAAUAAAAUAUUUAACGGAAUCCCAGAUUGGGUUUAUGAAGAGGAAAUGCUUGCUACAAAAUAUGCUCUCUGGUGGUCUCCUAAUGGAAAAUUUUUGGCCUACGCAGAAUUUAAUGAUACAGAGAUACCAGUUAUUGCCUAUUCCUAUUAUGGUGAUGAACAAUAUCCUAGAACAAUAAAUAUUCCAUACCCAAAGGCUGGAGCGAAGAAUCCUGUUGUUCGGAUAUUUAUUAUUGAUACCACUUAUCCUGGGCAUGUAGGUCCCAGAGAAGUGCCAGUUCCAGCAAUGAUAGCCUCCAGUGAUUAUUAUUUCAGUUGGCUCACAUGGGUUACCGAUGAACGAAUAUGUUUGCAGUGGCUAAAAAGAAUCCAGAAUGUUUCAGUCUUAUCUAUAUGUGAUUUCAGGGAAGACUGGCUAAUAUGGGACUGCCCCAAGACCCAGGAGCAUAUAGAAGAAAGCAGAACUGGAUGGGCUGGUGGAUUCUUUGUUUCAACACCAGUUUUCAGCUCUGAUGCCAUUUCAUACUACAAAAUAUUUAGUGACAAGGAUGGCUACAAACAUAUUCACUAUAUCAAAGACACUGUGGAAAAUGCUAUUCAAAUUACAAGUGGCAAGUGGGAGGCCAUAAAUAUAUUCAGAGUAACACAGGAUUCACUGUUUUAUUCUAGCAAUGAAUUUGAAGGCUACCCUGGAAGAAGAAAUAUCUAUAGAAUUAGCAUUGGAAGCCAUCCUCCGAGCAAGAAGUGCAUUACUUGCCAUCUAAGGAAAAAAAGGUGCCAGUAUUACACAGCAAGUUUCAGCGACUAUGCCAAGUACUAUGCACUCGUCUGCUACGGCCCAGGUCUCCCCAUUUCCACCCUCCAUGACGGCCGCACUGAUCAAGAAAUUAAAAUCCUGGAAGAAAACAAUGAAUUAGAAAAUGCUUUGAAAAAUAUCCAGCUGCCUAAAGAGGAAAUUAAGAAACUUGAAGUGGACAAUAUUACUUUAUGGUACAAGAUGAUUCUUCCUCCUCAGUUUGACAGAUCAAAGAAGAAUCCUUUGCUAAUUCAAGUGUAUGGUGGUCCCUGCAGUCAGAGUGUAAGGUCUGUGUUCGGUAUUAGUUGGAUAUCUUAUCUUGCAAGUAAGGAAGGCAUAGUCAUUGCCUUGGUGGAUGGGCGGGGAACAGCUUUCCAGGGUGACAAACUCCUGUAUGCAGUGUAUCGAAAGCUGGGUGUUUAUGAAGUUGAGGACCAGAUCACAGCUGUCAGAAAAUUCGUAGAAAUGGGUUUCAUUGAUGAAAAAAGAAUAGCCAUAUGGGGCUGGUCCUAUGGAGGUUACGUCUCAUCGCUGGCCCUUGCUUCAGGAACUGGUCUUUUCAAAUGUGGGAUAGCUGUGGCUCCAGUCUCCAGCUGGGAAUAUUACGUGUUUGCUGCUCCUGUGUCCAUGAUCUUCUCCUGCAUUGCUUCUCCGGCUCUAUUGAGGCAACUUGCAGGGCAAAUGACUUGGAUCACAGUUAAGGAAAACAAGAACCUUUCUCGGCAGCUCCCCCUGAGAGAAUUGAUGAGCAGUUAUUCAUCUCAGGAGCCUUGUCGGAAUUCAACUGUGAUGGCAAGAGCAGAAUAUUUCAGAAAUGUAGACUAUCUUCUCAUCCACGGAACAGCAGAUGAUAAUGUGCACUUUCAAAACUCAGCACAGAUUGCUAAAGCUCUGGUUAAUGCACAAGUGGAUUUCCAGGCAAUGUGGUACUCGGACCAGAACCACGGCAUAUCCGGCCUGUCCACGAAGCAUUUAUACACCCACAUGACUCACUUCCUAAAGCAAUGCUUCUCUUUGUCAGACUAAAAACGAGGCAGAUCCAAGACUGUAUCACAAUCUGAACACUUCCUAUAAAUGCCUCAGACCGUUUGCUUGUUUUUCUCUUUAUGCUGUUAAAUGCUGGUAUAAACAAACAAAUGAAUGUUGUUCUCAAGGCUGACGAAAAAUUCGGAGGACUCAGAAGUUCAACCUAAAUAUUGUUUACAUUUCCUGGCACUCUGUGAAAGAAGUGGAAAGGAGGCCGUGCCUUUUGCUUUGGACACAGACCGUGUUUUAUCACCUGUUCCUUUGAGGAAAAAAAUAAAAUCAGAAGCUAAAAUGCUA
Camelus dromedarius (Arabian camel) is the source of this 2986-nucleotide messenger RNA. It is a transcript of the gene FAP, whose product is annotated as fibroblast activation protein alpha. The coding region runs from base 302 to 2689 and encodes 795 amino acids. The transcript is spliced from 26 exons. Gene Ontology annotation, cellular component: plasma membrane. The record is from RefSeq and is a predicted model, not a curated record. Lineage: Eukaryota; Metazoa; Chordata; Mammalia; Artiodactyla; Camelidae. Gene Ontology annotation, biological process: proteolysis. Gene Ontology annotation, molecular function: serine-type endopeptidase activity.